Molecule: messenger RNA, 1025 nt
Organism: Mangifera indica (mango)
Lineage: Eukaryota; Viridiplantae; Streptophyta; Magnoliopsida; Sapindales; Anacardiaceae
Exons: 9
Coding region: 162-806 (214 amino acids)
Biological process (GO): maturation of LSU-rRNA from tricistronic rRNA transcript (SSU-rRNA, 5.8S rRNA, LSU-rRNA)
Cellular component (GO): nucleolus
Molecular function (GO): RNA binding
Source: RefSeq, a predicted model, not a curated record
CAAAGUAGGCUGGGGAUGGUUAAGAUAUCUCAUUCAAAGAUAAAAGCCCAAUUGGCCUAAGCCCAAAAUUAAACCCGCAAAAAGUUUUUAAUCUAAACCCUAGCCCGAAAAGCCGGCUCCCGACACUCUGUGGCUCUACUCGGUUUCGUCGCUUCAGUGAAAUGGGGGCCAAGCAACAGAAAGUUUUGAAGAACUUAAAGAAAGCCUCUUCACAGUUAUCAAGCCCUAGUGACAUGAAAGAAGCAGCUGAUUUCUUGCCGCUUGAAGGUGGGCCUGGGUAUAAGCUUCCUGAGGAAAAACCACCAGUAUAUAAGGCCACAGUUUUGUAUAUUGGCCGGAUUCCGCAUGGGUUUUAUGAGAAGGAAAUGCAAGCUUUCUUUGGCCAAUUUGGUAUAAUCAAGAGGCUAAGAAUUGCAAGAAAUAAAAAGACCGGAAAAUCAAAGCAUUUUGGCUUCCUCGAAUUUAAGGAUCCUGAGGUAGCUGAAGUUGUGGCUGAUACUAUGCAUGGUUAUCUUUUGUUUGAGCACCUUUUGCAAGUUCAUCUUAUUCCUCCAGAGCAUGUUCAUCCCAAAUUGUGGAAAGGCUUUAAUUAUCGAUACAAGCCCUCAGACAGGGUUCAAGUGGAGCGGAGGCAACAAAACAAGGAAAGAACUUUGGAAGAGCACAGGAAGUUGGUGGAGAAAAUCAUGAAGCGAGAUCAGAAGCGGCGCAAGAGGAUAGAAGAUGCUGGUAUUGAGUAUGAGUACCCUGAAAUUGUGGGUAGUGUCCAGCCAGUUCCGAAGAAGAUAAAGUUUGAUGAAGAAUAGGUGUGCUAUCUUGUUGUAGUUUUGGCACAAUAUCAGCAUUACUUUUUGCUAGGUUGAUUUGAGAUUGAAGGAACUAUAGCGAAGGCAAGGCAGGCUCUCAUCCAACCCAAAUGCUAAAAGAUCAUUGGUGUUUAUAAAGUUUAUAGUUUUUGGCUUUUGACAACAAUAUAGAUUCUAUCCUACUGUAGCAUUUAAUAUAUAGAAUGUCUUGCUUGAUCA